This is a messenger RNA of Psammomys obesus (fat sand rat), 2540 nucleotides long. Its product is annotated as zinc finger protein 431-like. Gene Ontology annotation, molecular function: DNA-binding transcription repressor activity, RNA polymerase II-specific. The record is from RefSeq and is a predicted model, not a curated record. Lineage: Eukaryota; Metazoa; Chordata; Mammalia; Rodentia; Muridae. Gene Ontology annotation, biological process: negative regulation of transcription by RNA polymerase II.
CCUGUGCUCUUCUUGUGGAGCUCCUCUUUUUGUUUUAAUAUGUACCUCUAGCUGUUCUUGAAUUCGUUGCAUAAACCAGGGUGACAUCUAUCUCAAUGAGAUACUUCUGCCUCUGAGUGCAGGGAUGAAAGGCAUGAGCCAAUAGACCAGCUUGCUCAUUGCUUUUUGUGAUUAGUAGGUGUUCAGACAAUUUCGCUGAUGUGUGCUCAAUACUAUUUAUCUGUUUGACUGUCUCUUUUAUGUUUGUUGUUUAGCAUUUCUCUUGCAAGGCAAUAUCCUAUUCAAAGGGUACAGAAAUGACAGAGGAUUCAGUGACCUAUGAUGAUGUGCAUGUGAAUUUCACACAGCAAGAGUGGGCUUUGCUGGAUCCUUCCCAGAAGAGUCUCUACAAAGAUGUGAUGCUGGAGACUUACAGGAACCUCACUGCUAUAGGCUAUAAUUGGGAAGACAACAAUAUUGAAGCAUAUUGUCAAAGUUCUAGAAGACAUGGAAGGCAUGAACGAAAUCAUACUAAUGAGAAACCCUACAAAUGUAAUCAAUAUGAUAAAGCCUUUUCACAACACCAUCAUCUCCAAAUGAAUAAAAGAACACAUACUAGAGAGAAAACUUAUGAAUGUAAUCAGUGUGGGAAAGCCUUUGGAUGUCACUAUUAUCUUCAGUGUCAUGAAAGAACACACACUGGAGAGAAAACAUAUGAAUGUAAUCAGUGUGGAAAAGCCUUUGCACGGCACUAUUAUCUUCAGUGUCAUAAAAGAGUUCAUACUGGAGAGAAACCCUAUGAGUGUAAUCAAUGUGGAAAAGCCUUUUCAUGGUACUGUAGUCUUAAAAAGCAUAAACGUGUUCAUAAUGUAGAGAAACCCUUCAAAUGUAAUCAAUGUGAUAAAGCCUUUUCACAAGACAGUCGUCUCCAAAUGCAUAAAAGAACACAUACUGGAGAGAAAUCUUAUGAAUGUAAUCAGUGUGGGAAAGCCUUUGCACAUCACAGUCGACUUCAAAGUCAUGAAAGAAUUCAUACUGGAGAGAAGCCUUAUGUAUGUAAUCAGUGUGGUAAAGCCUUUGCACGUCACAGUCGUCUUCAAAUUCAUGAAAGAAUUCAUACUGGAGAGAAACCCUAUCAAUGUACCCAAUGUGGGAAAGCCUUUGCAUGUCACAGUUUUCUCUUAACACAUAAAAGAACACAUACUGCCGAAAAACACUAUGAAUGUGAUCAAUGUGUUAAAGCCUUUUCAUGUCACAGUUAUCUCCUGAUACAUAAAAGAACACAUACUGGAGAGAAACCUUAUGAAUGUAGUCAAUGUGGUAAAGCUUUUGCAUAUCACAGUAGUCUCCAACAUCAUAAAAAAUUACAUACUGGAGAGAAACUUCAUGCAUGUAAUCAGUGUGGUAAAGCCUUUGCACGUCACAGUCAUCUUAAAAGGCAUGAAAAUAUUCAUAAUGGAGAGAAACCAUAUUCAUGUAAUCAAUGUGGUAAAUCAUUUGCAAGUUACAGUAAUCUCCAAAUACAUAAAAGAAUACAUACUGGAGAGAAGCCCUAUGAAUGUGAUCAGUGUACUAAAGCCUUUACACGUCAUAGUUCUCUCCUGGUACAUAAAAGAUCACAUACUGGAGAGAAACCCUAUGAAUGUGAUCAGUGUGCUAAAGCCUUUAUAUGUCAGAGUUAUCUCCUGAUACAUAAAAGAACACAUACUGGAGAGAAACCCUAUGAAUGUGACCAAUGUUCUAAAGCCUUUACACGUCAGAGGUAUCUCCUAAUACAUAAAAGAACAAUACAUACUGGAGAGAAAGCCUAUGAAUGUAAUAAAUGUGGUAAAUGCUUUUUCAUAUUACAAUCUUAUUCAAAGGCAUGAAAGAAUUCAUAUUGGAGAAAAAACAACGCUAUGAAUGUUAUCCAUGUGGUAAUGUCUUUGCAUAUCAAGUUACUUUUAUAUCGCAAAAAAUUUGUACAAAUGUAACAUCUUUAGUAUAUAAUCAAUAUGUUAAAGACUUUGCUGGUCAUAAUACUACAUGUCACAGUAGUCUCCAUAUACAUAAAAGAAUAUAUACUGGGGAGAAACCUUACAAAUGUAAUCAGUGUGACAAAGCCUUUUCACAUAACAAUAGUCCUCAAAGGCAUAAAAUUUAUAAUAUGGAAAUACCUUCUAAAUGUAAAUCAAUGUGAUAAAGUGUAGUGAUACCUUUGUUUGGCUUUAAAAUGUUUUAAAAUUAAAAUGUAAAACCUUUCUUUCUGUCUUUGAGUUAUAUUCUGCAGCAGAGCCUUUGCUAUGUUUGUAUUAGUCAGUAAAGGCUGAGAAAUUGUCUUGAGAUUAUUUGAACCUUGCAGAAAUGUUGUCUCUCUGGAGAAUCUGUACUUGGUGCUACACAGUAACUUGCAGCUGCACUGACCUUGGUCCUAAAAUGCUCCUGGCAAAUGUGGAGUUCUUACCUGUGGGUUGUCUCCUCUCACAGGCAGCAAGGGCAAGAUAACUUUGGUAGUUUGAACCUUUCCCAACCCCAAUGAACUUCGUAUAAUGUUUGAAUAAAGUAACUGGAGUGAUCUGGCA